Saprolegnia parasitica CBS 223.65 is the source of this 1158-nucleotide messenger RNA. RefSeq lists its product as hypothetical. The record is from RefSeq and is a predicted model, not a curated record. Bases 55 to 1158 code for a protein of 367 amino acids. NCBI's taxonomy places the organism in Eukaryota, Oomycota, Saprolegniomycetes, Saprolegniales, Saprolegniaceae. The transcript has a single exon.
GCAUGGACAUCAAGAUGAACGAAGAGCGUAUUUGCGUUCUUUCCUCACAGCGACAUGCAGCUGGUGCGCCCACUGCUCCUGCUGCUACUGGCCACCGUGCUGGUUGCGACGGCGCGCGCCGACGGCAACGCGACGACGAGCGUGCCACCGCCGACGACGCUGGCACCGACACCUGCACCGACACCGGCACCAACGCCUUCGCCCACGACCAAGGCGCCGGAACCCACGACCGUGGCACCGACCACGAUCGCGCCAACAACGACGACAUUGUCGACCAAGACACCGGAGCCAUCAACGACGGUCGCGACGACGCCGCCCACCACGACGAAUACAGUAAAGCCGUUGACGCCGGCGCCGGUCGUCGUUGCCCCCACCGACGCGCCGAUCGUGGCCAGCAGCUCCGGCUCCAACGGGCACUCGACGACGAAAGCACCGUCCGCGACCAAAAAUGGCACGGCGACCUCGAGCGGCGACAGCGACUCGUCGACUGUCACGAUCAUCAUCGUUGGUGCCGUGGCGGCGGUCGCCGUCCUCGGUGGCCUUGUCGCGUUCCUCAUCUUGCGCCAGCGCCGCUUGACCGACGACGACGACGACAUGAUGACCGCCCGCGGGUACAAGUCGGAGUUUGGUCGGUCGACGUACGCCGGUGAGUAUGCGAUGAAGGCGCUACCCGCGCCGUCGACGGACGUCUACACGUCGUCGCAGGCGGCGGGUCCAAGCCGCUUUGACUACCCCAACGACAACACCGUCGUCUUCCACCAACAACCACAGAGUACCAACUACAACAACAACAACAACAACGGCCGCACCAACGAGUAUGCGGACGUACCACCGACCUCCAUGUCGAUGCUCGAAGCCGACGUCGGCACAAGCUUCUUCACAUGGGACUCACGCGGUACCGACAGCCACGGGCACAUGCCGGAUGACGUGGCCAGCGACCACGGCUCGUAUACAAGCGACAUCACCGGCGGGUACCGAGCGUCGUCGCCGGGGCGGUCGACCAACCCGUGGCAGUUUUCCAUCGACUCGUCGGCCGCCGCCAUGCAGACAGACCGCACGAUGCCCAGCAACGACUCGUUCCUCUCGGCGCGGUCGUCCGAAGAACGCGACUCGGCGCUUUCAGGUCGCUCCAGCGACGACCGAGCGUUCACGUUAUAA